UCUGUCAACCCAGUUGGCUUGACAAGAGCAGGAGAGACGCGAUGAAACAGUGCGGGCCUCUGUGCUGAACACGUUCCCCCUGCGCCACUGAACUACUGAGAACUUUAUGCAUGGAGACAGGUUAAAGUCGGCCCAACUAAGACGUGCUGCAGCUGUAAGCGGGGACUUGGUGGAGGAUUGGACGCCAGAGGCAGAGACAGGUCUUCGCAGGGCUUGCCCUGAGUGUUGAGCAUCAUUUGUGCAAGAAUGAAUCCUAUGUGGAAGGUUUAUAAGAGCAAAGUGCUGAAGACUCUAAACCCAGAGUAUGAGGAGGACACUGCUGAAGAGGUCACAGAGGUGGAGAAUGAUAUGAGUCCAGUGCAGGAGGAUGAGGGGCCCAACGCUGUCUCCCAGUUGGCCAAGAAAAUGCAGGGGGCUGGGACCAAAAGCUGGAACAGACUAUCAGCUCUCUUCAACAAAGAUGAUGAACACCAGCUUCUGGAGGAGACUGAGAGCCCACCGGUCCCUGACCAUCCACUUGCAGUCAAGCCUGAGGAGCCUCCUCGAUCCACCAGACGCACAGGAUUCUGGGACAGCUUUGCAGCCAACUGGGCUGCCAAGAAGCAGGCUGAAGCCGCAGCAGCAACCGCUGACGCUGCAGCGAAUGAAGCGGCGGCGGACCAAGGUGAGGCGGCAGAGGUGACAGAAGCAGGAGGCCAGGAGAACCAGGACGGGCAGAUCACUGAGGGAGAGGAGUGUGAAGGAGGAGGAGGAGGAAGGGGCAACAACAGCUUCUCCAAAUAUGUCUCGCUCGGAGAAGGCAGCCAGGACACAUCCUUCAAGUGGAACUUUGUCACCAGCAAGCUGGCAGAGCUGAAGACCAAGGGCAUGACCAAGACCAACUAGCUGCUCGUGAAGAGGGAAUCAGGAGAAUAAAAACCAUAUGAGACUGGUGGGGAGGUCAGAUGAAGGAUUGUGGAGGAAGUUUAAGAUCAGGGUAUAUUUUACACAACGUGUCCUGUAACGGAACUGCACAACUGUUGUACACGUCCAUUACGAUUGCAGUCUGAACUGCUUGGACUUUCUUUACUUCCCGAACGCUGUUGUUUGAUUCCAAAUAUUGUCAUUACACAAAUUGAACGUAGUGCUGAAAUAUGUUUUUGUAUUCAAUUUUACAGAAAAAGAGUCACGGUGGCAUUUGUCUUGAUCAAUGAAAAUGAUCAAUGACUCUGUAUUCAUACUGAAAGACUCAAAGUUUGGUCUUGGACAAAUAAUUUAAACAUACUACUGAUAUUUCAGAAUACAAAAUAUUUCAUUAGGCCAUGGGUGUACAACGCAAAACACAGCUAAUCUAUAUACGUUUUGAAACACAGCAUGUAAUCAAUUUUUUCCCCCCAGAUUAUAUGGUGAUAUCUGUCUAAUACCAAUUCUUAUACCACAACAAGGGGCCUUCACACCUGUCAGCAAACUUGAUCUAAUCUGUAGUUUAGAAAAUAAUGGAUUAUGUGAUUAAAGGUGGUGAUACCAGGAUUAGUCGAGGAUAAUCUCACUAAACCUGUUCCGAGGGCAUGGGUGAUUACAGUCGAGAGAUUUGUCGGUGAAACAUGCAUAAUAUUCUGUAAGCAUUUACAACAUUUGUUUUCCUCAGACAUCAGGCAUGGAAAAUGUGACGCACGGCUGUAAAACCUGCAAAAUAUGAAUGUGUGCUGUCGGUUAAGCAUGACAUGACUUGAAUUUUCUGAUUGUGGCUGAAAUUGAAAAUGUGCAAAGUGUGAG
Messenger RNA from Scophthalmus maximus (turbot), 1755 nucleotides. RefSeq lists its product as uncharacterized. The transcript is spliced from 4 exons. Lineage: Eukaryota; Metazoa; Chordata; Actinopteri; Pleuronectiformes; Scophthalmidae. Gene Ontology annotation, biological process: spermatogenesis. The coding region runs from base 247 to 885 and encodes 212 amino acids. The record is from RefSeq and is a predicted model, not a curated record.